Aspergillus ruber CBS 135680 is the source of this 1953-nucleotide messenger RNA. Its product is annotated as DUF4246 domain-containing protein. NCBI's taxonomy places the organism in Eukaryota, Fungi, Ascomycota, Eurotiomycetes, Eurotiales, Aspergillaceae. The coding region runs from base 14 to 1795 and encodes 593 amino acids. The transcript has 4 exons. The record is from RefSeq and is a predicted model, not a curated record.
CAACGAGCAUACCAUGGCUUCUCAAGCAUCUCGUUUCGAUCUCCCCGGCUAUAAAUUGCCGUUGAACUUCACUUUGGGGAAAAAUUAUAACUCGCCUAGACUCUUUCCCAACGCGCUGAACUACAAUGAUAUCGAGGGAGGCUACGUGGGUCGAUCAAACACCCAUCGGGAUCUGUUGAUGAUGCAGGCGAUUCAGUCCAUUACGGAAAAGCCUCAAUGGAAUCGAAAGGCUUUUGACGACGAAAUCAUGUCGAAAUGGCGCGACGAACUCCUCAGCAGCGGCAAGGAUAUCACGCCCAAGAUGACUGAUUGGAUCUUCAAGGAGCUCCAGUGGAAAGCUGGUGUUUUUCAUGAGACGGGAUACACCGUCGCUUUCGAUCCUGGCGUUGUCAAGGCAGACGGUAUAAUCCCGUCCGAGCUCCAGAAGGAAUUGAAAGAUGCAGCUCGUCCGCUAGAGGAUGUUCCGGAGGAGGAGAAAGAUUACCAUCCUGGGUCGGACAAAAAGGUCGUUGACCUGGUGCAUCCUUCGCUCUUCCCUGUCAUCUAUGGCCGUACUCGCAUCCUUUCCGACCAGGUGAUUCGACUCGAUGACUGUUUCAGCACCAUAGGGCAGGGCCAGUUACUUCAAGUGCCACCAGAGGAACAAGCUCACAUUCCCAACGACAGCUAUGGCUAUUCGGCUUACCCAGGUCACCAAGGCUACAGCCGCCAAUUCCAAUGGCUGCCUUGUGAUAUUGAGCUUACUCCAGACAAUGGAUGUCACAUUGCCUCAUAUGUGAACAACCUACAUCCCCAGAAGCACCGGGACCUAUACCAAGCCAUUGAAAAGAUCCUCGCCAGAACAAUCCCACUCUGGGAUGCGACUCUAACUAACGUGAAUUCUGACUACAACCGGAUUCCUUACCACACGGUUGAAUUCCACGGACAUCCGGAUCCCGAACCUCGGCCCGCCAAUGAAGAGGAGGAGGACAGCGAUGAAUUUUGGCAACGACAUUCGGAAUGGGAAAACUCAACACCCAUUAAAAAGCCUGAGCCGGGCGAAUUUAAACCGCCCGAGGUUCAUCCGUAUGACAAGGUCGACUUACGCGAGCAGUUUGCCAAAACGGGGUUGCAGGUUAUCGUCAAACUGGCCAACAUCGAAUUGAACCCAGAAAAGCCCGAGUACGAAGGGGGAUCAUGGCACGUAGAAGGGCAGCUGAACGAGCAUAUUUGCGCAACCGCCCUAUACUACUACGACAGCGAGAAUAUCACGGACAACACUCUCUCCUUCCGGCAGCGCGCCCGCGAAGAUAUGUACGAUGUCUCCUAUCCUCAAGACCAACACGGGUUUUUGAAUGAAAUUUAUGGCUUUCCUCCGGAUGUUGAUGGUCGUAACGACGCAGUCAUCACACAAGAUCUAGGUAGUGUGUCGACCCACGAAGGCCGUCUGCUGACAUUCCCCAAUAUCCUCCAACACCGCGUGUCUCCUUUCUCACUGGCAGACAAAUCGAAACCCGGACACCGCAAAAUCCUCGCCUUCUUCUUAGUUGAUCCGAAUCUCCGCAUCAUCUCUUCGGCGCACGUUCCUCCACAGAGGGAGGAUUGGUGGAUUGAGAGAAGGAUCGCGCUUGAAGAGUCUCUGAUGGUGCUCCCACCUGAAUUACGAAACAUGAUUCAUGGGGAAACAAAUGUUACUCCUAUUACCAUGGAUGAGGCAAAGAACUAUAGGUUGGAUCUCAUGGAGGAGAGGAAGGCUGCAACUGCUGAGCACAACAGCGAUUUUGAAAACGGCAAUUUUAGCUUGUGCGAACAUUGAUUAAUGUCAGACGUUACUUUUGAUAGUCUUCUCUAAUCUCAACACCUGUUGCUAUUGCUGUACUCUGUAAAUAGCUUGACGAUAAGUAACGUAGUAGACUUGGAACAAUUUUGCCGAUAAACAUGCGACGCCCUGGCUUUACUUAUAGGAAUGGUGAC